Orussus abietinus is the source of this 1425-nucleotide messenger RNA. RefSeq lists its product as uncharacterized. Bases 126 to 1022 code for a protein of 298 amino acids. The record is from RefSeq and is a predicted model, not a curated record. The transcript has 7 exons. NCBI's taxonomy places the organism in Eukaryota, Metazoa, Arthropoda, Insecta, Hymenoptera, Orussidae. Gene Ontology annotation, biological process: negative regulation of G2/M transition of mitotic cell cycle.
CCUGAUCCAUGAAAAAUAUUGCCGUAAUUGCACUUCUCGUAUAACCUAUUUUAUUCAAAUGCUGUAGAUUUUUAAAGUUUCAAAUAUUUGUUUUAAACGCAGAAGGCGCAUUUAAUACUAAGUAAAUGGAGGGACAAAAAUGGAGCAAGAGCAAGCAGCAAAGAAGUAAACAUAUUAAAGAUCAACAUAAAAAAAAACCUCAUGCCGCAGUUGAAUCGACACAACCGACAAAGGAUUUAAGCUCUCGAACAGUGGCUGGCAAAAAACUAUCAAAGGAGGACUAUGAUUACCGAAAAUCUGAUAAGUCUCAAUUUGAACAUUUGAAAAGGGAAACCGAGGAAAUUGAUGAAAGAUUCGGAGAGCAGUCUCACAGCGCAAAGCAUCGACUACUAGUGUCUAAUUGGAAUAAGUAUGAUAACUUUGAUACAGAUGAAGAAGAGCAACCUAAGCAGGAUUUUCAGUUUCUUGCAAAUGAAAACGUUUCGGCCAGUAAUCAUUUUGUAUUCAACUACGAGAAAACAUGGAACUUUGAGACCCCUAAGUACUCUGAGUACUUCUCACUCAACACGGAAUGGCUGUCCACCGUCUUUGAUUGUAUUCCUUUCUAUCACUACGUGAAAGUGCCAGAAACUUAUUUCACUGAUGAUCAGCUGACAAAAAUUCACAACAAAGCUGAAAAUGCAAAGAAGGUUUACUUGACUAUGUUAAAUAAUAUGGAAAAUGUAGACGAUAGUCAGAAAACAGAAAAUGCUACAGUUGACAAUUUGGUCGAUUCUGAUGGAGAAGUGGAAACGCUUAUUAUACCUCAACCAGUGACACCUGUUGAAAAAGAUACAAAAGUUGCAGACUUGGAAGAAGAUCUAGAUUUUUUAUUAACUCUUGAAGAGCCCGUUAAAACCACUCCCAUAGCUCUUUCACAGUCUGUACAUACUCCCUCCUCUGAAGAUACAAGAAACUAUCCUGGAUCGUCAACCAAAUCUAUUGAUCUGGAAAAAUGGCUAGACUCUGUGUUAGAUGAUUAAAUUCUUCAGGCUGCUAUAACAGCUAAAGUACGAAACGUGCCUUUAUACUGUCCUUGUGAACCUUGUAUUCGACUUUUCACCACGUCAAAUGGAAUAUUCAAGCAUGACGCCAUAGUACCAGAUGUGAAACCAAUGCCAACCUAAAAACCAAUGAAAUUGAAAUUUCUGCCAAAGGAAAAAUAUUUAGAAGUUGGAAGCGAGUCUUUACCAGAUCCAUAGGAUGCAUGAUACAAACUUCAACAAAACCAGCUGAUCCUCCAGCACCGAUUUGGAUCGCAGCUUGUUUCAGUAAACCACUCGACACAGCUUUUUCUUGUAAAUUACUUGGGUAUUUUAUGUCACGAGUUUUAUAUGCGAUAUAAUUACGUGAAAACGGGACUUUACACAAGAUUUGAACGUAUAA